AUGUCCGCUCUCGACCCCUCCGGCCCUUCCCAACCCACCCUCAACCAAGCCUACACCACGCCCGGCAACCCCGCGACUAAGGAACCCGCCGAGCAAGCCCAGGCCGACUCGAAUGCUCUCGAUGACUCAAAGCCGGUAGAUAAGCGCAUACCCAGCGAGCAAGUUGCACCUGGAACUGAAGGCCAAGCGAAGGCACCUGGUGGAGGGAUCCAUGGUGCCCCCGCGGGCGAAGAAUCCCGCGGCCGCACGCACGAAGACGUAGGCCGGCACAACGAGCUCGAUGGGCAGCAGAUGGCCGCUCCGGGCGAAGGAAAGGUCGCCUCCGCGGUCUCGCACAACGACCGCUUCGGCGCAGGAGGCGGAGGCAGCGAGCAGGACUUUGCUAGCGAUCUGGACAGGAAGAAGGCAGAGCAGCAGGCGGCGAGGGAACAAAUACAGGGACAAAGAAAGGAAGGUGUGGAGGCUGGGGGUGCGCUGGGUCAAACGGGAGGACCGGCGAAUCCCGUGGACAAGAACAACUACCCGAACAGCGGAGUGUAG
Messenger RNA from Didymosphaeria variabile, 540 nucleotides. RefSeq lists its product as uncharacterized. The transcript is spliced from 2 exons. NCBI's taxonomy places the organism in Eukaryota, Fungi, Ascomycota, Dothideomycetes, Pleosporales, Didymosphaeriaceae. Bases 1 to 540 code for a protein of 179 amino acids. The record is from RefSeq and is a predicted model, not a curated record.